GCUCCAUGAAAUUUUAAAAUCCCAUCGUUCUAUAUUCCUCCUACUCAAGAAUAUAAAGUCGGUUCAGGAUAUACUACAAAUCCAACAUGACAGGACAAUCAAAAGAAGCUGUUAUCCCGCCUUGGGGUUUGGCAGUUGCUGGAGCUACAGGAGCUGUAAUUGCAAAUGCUAUGGUAUAUCCCCUGGAUAUAGUCAAAACUCGCCUGCAAGUUCAAGUCAAACGCAAGCCGACCGAUGUAGCACCAACGGGUGAUGAUGCAGUCCACUAUACGUCGACUUGGGAUGCGAUUUCUAAGAUUGUAGCCGAGGAUGGAGUUGCUGGACUCUACGCUGGUAUCAAUGGCGCCUUGAUUGGUGUCGCCUCAACCAAUUUUGCCUACUUCUACUGGUACUCUGUCGUUCGAACCUUAUAUCUCUCUUCUCAGAAAAUCCCCACGCCUCCAAGCACUGCAAUCGAAUUGUCUUUAGGAGCCGUCGCGGGAGCUGUUGCCCAGGUCUUUACUAUUCCUGUUGCAGUAGUUACCACUCGUCAACAAACACAAAAAAAGGGUGAAAGGAAAGGGAUGGUAGAUACAGCUCGGGAUGUUAUCCAUAGCGAGGAUGGUUGGACCGGCCUUUGGAGAGGUCUCAAGGCCAGCUUAGUACUCGUUGUUAACCCUGCCAUUACAUAUGGCGCAUAUCAAAGAUUGAGAGAGGUUGUUUUCCCAGGCAAGACAAACCUCAAACCAUGGGAAGCAUUUGUAUUGGGAGCAAUGUCCAAAUCUCUUGCAACCAUCGUAACCCAGCCUUUGAUUGUUGCAAAGGUUGGACUUCAGUCAAGACCACCCCCUUCCAGAGAGGGUAAACCUUUUAAAAGUUUUAUCGAAGUAAUGCAAUUCAUCAUUCAUAAUGAAGGAUUGCUGGGCCUCUUCAAGGGAAUUGGUCCACAAAUCACCAAGGGACUCAUUGUUCAAGGUCUCCUAAUGAUGACGAAAGAAAGAAUGGAACUACUUUUUAUUCUUCUCUUUAGAUAUCUUCGAAAGAUUAGAUCAGAGCAAUUGCAAAAGGCCGCAGAUCUUGCAGCGUCGAAAGCCAAGCAAGUUCUCCCAGUCAUUGCUAAUCGCAAUGGCGAAAUCCAAGAACUCGUCCCAACACAACCAGUCGAAGAAGGCUCACCUAUCAAGAAGCCAAAGACCUCCAGAUACCCAUCCCUCAAGGGUACCGACCCCAAGUUCAGAAGAAACCACAGACAUGCUCUCCACGGCACAAUGAAGGCUUUGAAGGAGUUGAAGGAGGGCAAGCGUGAGACCGCAUAA
Molecule: messenger RNA, 1295 nt
Organism: Botrytis fragariae
Lineage: Eukaryota; Fungi; Ascomycota; Leotiomycetes; Helotiales; Sclerotiniaceae
Product: putative peroxisomal carrier protein
Exons: 8
Coding region: 87-1295 (402 amino acids)
Biological process (GO): translation; transmembrane transport
Cellular component (GO): ribosome
Molecular function (GO): structural constituent of ribosome
Source: RefSeq, a predicted model, not a curated record